Pyrus x bretschneideri (Chinese white pear) is the source of this 7087-nucleotide messenger RNA. Its product is annotated as separase-like. The record is from RefSeq and is a predicted model, not a curated record. Gene Ontology annotation, cellular component: nucleus; mitotic spindle; centrosome. Gene Ontology annotation, molecular function: cysteine-type endopeptidase activity. Lineage: Eukaryota; Viridiplantae; Streptophyta; Magnoliopsida; Rosales; Rosaceae. Gene Ontology annotation, biological process: proteolysis; meiotic chromosome separation.
UAAAUAAGCUCGAAAGGGGAUGUCUUGGCGCGCCCUAAGCCCAGAAAAAGCCAGACAUUUCACACUCUCUCUCUUUCUCCACCGACCAUGGAGGAGACCGCCAUCAUUUCAAAACUUGAAGCCUCCAACUCCGCCGGCCUUCAUCCCCUAGUCGCCGCCUACCUUCAGCCCUUCACUGAACUCCAGAACCCCAAAAAAACAAAAAAAUCAACCAAAUCCCAAGACCACCAAACCCUCCUCCGCUCGCUCGCCAAGAAAUUCCUCCCCUUCCUCAACCGCACGCUAUCCCUUCUCCCCAAACGCCUUGCCGACCCCUCAAAGUUAGAUGACAGAUUUUCCCUCGAACUCUUCGAUAUUUAUCGGCUCUGCCUCGACUGCCUGGCCGCCGUGUCCUCUGUGUUGUCCGCUUCGCCGUGCUCGUUUCACUACCCGAGGGUGAGGAUGGUGAGUUGCCUCGUGGCAUGUGGGCGGUACAAGGAUGCGGAAAGUGAGGGAUUUAGGGUUUUGGAGAGCCUUAAGGCGAUUGAAUGUGGGUCGAAGAAAUCGGUGAAAUCGGAUCGGAGAUUUGUGCCGGAUGUGGAGAAGGGGGGCGGAGAUAAAGAUUUUGGGUCUUUGGUGGGUGAAAUUGUGGUGACGCUUGUGAAAUGUGCGGCCAUGAGUCAGAGUAAGGACAGUGAGGUGUUUGAGCGGGUGCUUUGUUUGGCUGAGGAGGUCAUGCCGUGGUUCCGGGUAUUAGAUGCAAGCACAUGUGAGAAGUUGCACAGGAAUCUGGUUGCCUAUCUGAGUAGGUGUACUCAAUUUUUAGUUGGGGAGCUAUCGGUCUUCAAUGGGGAUCUUGUGCAAAAGUUCUGCAUUGUAACCAUGACCGAGUAUGCUAAGUCGCCAAUGAAAGACACAAUGUUCAAGUUUGCCCGUACAAUAUGUUCAUCUUUAUUCUUGUUUCAAGAGGAUACAUUCACACUCACUCGCAUCUUAUUUUGCUUGUUGGACUCCCUUGUCCACGAAUGUAAGGCUGAAGUGGAAAAUACAGGAAAAGAGUUAGUUGAACUUAUUGCUUAUUGUGCCAAGAAAUGUCAAACUACAAACACAAACCUUUGCGGUAUUAUUGGAUCUCAUUUAAAUAAGUUAGCAGGUGAUUUCCAUCAGGCUGGAACACCUUUUCAGUUAAUUCUGAGGGUUUAUGCCACUGGAUUGCACUUUGUUGAUCGUAGUAUGAAGUCAAAAGUUGGUCAUUUUCAAUCCUUUGAAGGUGCAAUUAGAGUUUUGCUUGAUGAUGGGGACACAGUGAAUCGCUUGUCCGGUUUGCUUGGUUCAUUGAGAAGUUAUUUCCAAAUUGGCUGCAAUGAUGACUCUUUGUUAUCCAAUUCGCAAUUGAGUUCGGACAGUGGGGACUCAUUGAUUCAAAUGCAGAAGGAUAGAAAGAACUAUCUUCUGUCUUAUUUUAAUGCAUUGAAAUUCUUAUGCCAGCCGCUUACAGAGUUUGUAAAUUCAGGAAGGAAACAGAUUAUUACUAAUAAUGAAGCUGCUUCUGUUUCUACUGAAGUGUGCCAUAUCCAGGGUGCAUUCCAUCAGUUUUGUGACGUUUUUCUUUCUCUUAAAAUGUACAGAUGUACAUAUGAGGUGGAUAGAGAUGGAUUUGAUGGAAACAGCACCCUUGAUGUUGCUGUGGCUGCUUUUACCCUCUCCAUCAUAACAAAGCUGAACAUUCAGAAGAGUGUGCAAAUACUUGAAAAUGUCAUCACCAGUGUUUGGAUUCAACCUCAUGGUCUAAAGCAUCUGUAUGUCUCUCUGUACAAUAUCGGGGUACAUUUGUACCGGAACAAGGAGCUAAAAGAGGCAUCACAGGCCUUGAACUUAUGUUGUAAGGCAUCAUGGACUCGUGUUAUACGUCUUUGUGAGAUGUUUGUACACAAACAAGAGGCGUCCGAGGUUGAUCUGUCAGAAGAUGCCAUUUUAGAUUUCUAUAAUGAGUGCUGUACGAGAAGUGCUUUUCUUUUGGACGUUCUUAAUGAAUUGCAGAGUUAUGAUGCGAAAAGAACUUUAUUAGAGAGCCUUGAAAAUUGGUCCAUUGCUGCAAACUUGUUUGGGAGGCUGCCAGGUCCUAUGGCUGUGGUGAAGCAGUGGGUUAAGAUGGAAUGUAAGCGUUACAAGGAUGUGAAUGUUGAAGAUGAUGCUCCAACCUUAUACAGUUUGUUAUUGUCUUAUAAGAAAGUCCCAAAGAAGAUUAACGAAACCGUUUUGGAACAGGAACUUCUUGCUUAUGAGGGAAUGACUGCUGUGAACCCUAAGUUUUGUCAGAAAAUGCAAAUGAAAAUUAUAGAUUUCCUGCUGAAAGAUGUGUAUGUCACACCAAAUAGUUGGUUACAAAAAUCAAGAAUUUUGUUGAAAAAGGGAAGGGCAUUAAGGCUUUCUGGAAGCGAAGGUCUGAAGGACUGUAUUCAGUGUUUAUCGGAUGCAAUAUGUUUACUUAGUGAGAUGUAUGAUGAAACCUGUACCCAUGAAAUUUCUCCUUGCCAUCAAUUAGCUGUGGCAUAUUGCUUACGUGCACUUUCUACCCAGGAAGCUGAACCCAACUCAAAGCAAGUGCUUGAAGAUAUCAGUGCUGCCAUUAAUCUAUGGUUGGGCAUUUCUACUCCUGAUAAUUGCUCUCCGGCUGACAAGUGCUCCAUGUUGUCUGAAAAUACUAUGUUGCUACUUUACAAUGUCAUUGAUUUGUUAUCUGUCAAGGGUUGCAUGGACUUUCAUAAUGAUAUACAUAAGCUUAUGAUUAUAUUAUUUAAAUGGAGGAAUGUCCCAUUAGAGAAGUGCGUGGCCAGAUUUUGGGAAUGUAGGAGGAUUAGCCAUGCCCUUUGUGCCUCACCUGUAAAUGAGACAUUCAUUAUGAACUUAUCAGAUCAUUGUGGUGAACUUUCAAAGUCUAAUGCUUUUUGGAUAGAUUCUCUAAAGGAUUCCACACCAUUACUAUUAGUGUUCCAACAUAGUUUCUCAUUUCUGUUUCCAAACUUUUCUCGGGGCCCAUGGAAUCGUCAAAGCUUGUUUCGAUCAGAUAUCACAAUUGAUGAAGUUAAGGAAGCUGCUUUUGGACUUAUAUCACAGGCUCCUGUAUCGACUUGGUCUGCUUACAUGGCUGGAUAUCUCUACUAUGAUUUAUCGGAAAGACUUGUUUCAAAUGGACGGUUAAUUGAGGCUCUCUCAUAUGCAAAAGAAGCUCACAACUUACGUGCUAAACUAUUUGGAGGGAAAUUUAUGUUCUCUUCUGAGCGACAGCCCAAAAAGUACAAUGAAGGGGGUAUUUGUCAGGAGUUAACAUAUAGCAUUCAUGAUAUGCAUAUGCAAAGACAGGUUGUUAGUGAAGUUUGGCUUUUUGAUACUAGUUCAUGUGACCUGGAAAGCUAUUAUCUGAGUCCAUGGAAUGCUCAAUGUUAUCUUGAGAGCACUCUUCAGGUAGGGGUUAUCCUUGAAAUAAUUGGUAAAGGAGCUGAGGCUGAAGGUUUUUUACAAUUUGGAAAAGCUUUUUCCUGCUCACAGAGCUUGCCACUAUUUACAAUUGUUUUUUCUACUGUCUUGGGAAAGCUUUACCACAAGCAGCAACUUUGGGAUUUGGCGGAAAAGGAACUGCAAAGUGCCAAGCAAUAUUUUGGGGCUUGCAGCACAGAUCUUUCUUGCAUGAAAUGCAGAUUGUUGCUGGAAGCAACUGUUAAUCAGAAUCUUGGUGAUUUAUAUCAAAGCAUUUUUGAAAAUACAAGAAGUACAUCGUCAGAUAAGUUGUCGCAUGCUGAAAACCUGUACAAAUCAGCCAUUGCCAUACUAAAUCUUUCUGAGUGGAAAAAUUCUGUUAGUUGUCCAGAAGAAGAGUGUGUUGAAUGGACAAUGCCUGGAAAAGCUAGUUUUAAAGACGUUGGAUAUUGUGUUAGCAGUAUAUAUACUGUUUCUGAAGAAAAACAGCGGGAUAAUAGAAAACCCACUAAGGAGGGCCUGAAAAGCAAGAUGGAUGCUAAAAAAUGUAAAAAGACCAAAAAUGCACCAAAACCGGUCGUGAAGAAUCAGGUUUCAGUACCUGAGCACAAUUUGAGGGUAACUCGGUCUAGAUAUCAAUCUUCUCAGAACCAAAGCAUAAGUGGAAAUGGCAUCGUCCAACUUGGUCCUUCAAAACAUCUGCAAGGAAAAAGUGAGCGUGAUAGCCCUGAUACUUUUAGCAAGAGGGAAUUUCUUUUGGAUUUAAAAAGCUGUGAGGUUGCUUUUGGGUGCAAUGUAACUUGCAUUUGCAACCAAAUGAGGUGUUGGCAAUGUCUUCCUAUGGAAGUUAUGGAAUCUGGGUUAGUGACAGACUUAGUACAUUUAAAAUGGGAGUUUGUCCGCAGGCGUUUAUCACUCAGGCUUCUCACAGGAUUAGGAAAAUGCUUGGAGACUCGUGGUCAAAUUCAUGAGACACAUGAAAUUAUAGUGCAAACUGUAUCAGUCUUGGUCAGCCGAAACCCAUUUUGUCCUAUUACCUCAACUGUUCCAUUGACUUCCUUGCUUGAUUUAAUGGCAAAGGAGAUCCCCGGGGAUGUGUUCUGUGUUGAACGGGCAGAAGUACUGUUGAACAUAAGUUGGUUGUCUUUGAAGAGUUACUGUUCUAAGGAAACCAGGAGUAUGUGCUCUGAUCUGCCUCAUAUUCAGCUACCAAAACUAGUGUCUUGGUUGAUGCUAGCUUUUGUUCUCUGCCGCGAUGUUCCUGUACUUUUCCAGAAGGUUUCCAGAUUGCUUGCAGCUAUAUUUGUGCUUUCUGCCUCAAGUGAUCUUUUUUCUUUGUCGUCUUCUUCUAAAACUCUCCGUGAAAACCAUUGGGCUUCUUAUUUCCAUCAAGCUUCACUUGGCACUCAUCUUAGUUGCCAAUUUUUCACAAAUAUAUCUGGGAUAUGUAAUGUUCAGCACCUUGUAAACACUGAGGGUUCACAUGUUCCUGGCUCAACUUGUUUGGGAUCAGAAAAAAGGAAUUUACUCAGGCUUGCACCUGAGUCUAUUCAAGAACUUGAAGGAUUUGUAACACUGUUUUUUGCCGGCCUUCCUUGCAAUACAAUUAUCUGUAUAAGUUUGCUCGGAAGCCCUUAUGCUAGUUUCCUACAGGAGCUGUUGUCCUUUCAUACUUGUGUUCAUGCAUGGAUUCUUGUAUCACGCUUGAACUUGAAGAGUCAACCUUUCAUUAUGCUUCUACCUGUGGAUUCAGUAUUAGAAGGAGACUCCUCUGAUGAUACAAGUUCUGGUUCUGUUAGUGUUUCUGAAGGAAAGGUUGGAAAGCGUUGGUGCUGCCCAUGGGGUUCCACUGUGGUUGACAGGGUAGCUCCAGAAUUUAGAAUGAUAUUGGAGGAGAGUUAUUUGUCUUCUUCAAUCGAAGAAGAAGAAGAUACAAAAGAGAAUAGGGCGUUAUGGUGGAUGUGGAGAAAUAAGCUUGAUCGUCGCCUCUGUAAAUUGUUGAAGAACUUAGAAGAUUUAUGGUUUGGUCCUUGGAAAUAUGUGCUUCUGGGAGAAUCGUCAAACUGCAAGCAGCUGGACUUGGUACAUAAGAAGCUGGCACGGGAUUUGAAAUCUAAGUGCAAAAUGGACAUAGAUGAGAGUCUUCUGAGAGUCAUUCUUGGGGGUUCCAAAUAUGCCUUUGAAGGAGGAGGUGCAUAUGUUUCACAGCUUUGUUUCAAGAAAGGUUGCUAUAUUGGUAAAGCUGGAUGUUCCGAGGAAAACAAUUGGUUGGCAUCACCUAAUGAAUCUAAUGGUUAUCAGAAACUAUCUGAAUUGGCUUUCCAACUAAUACAGGGAGCAGUGAAUGAGCUUGAAGGGCUAGAUACUGUAAAUAGAGAGCCCAUCAUUCUAGUGCUGGACUUCGAGGUGCAGAUGCUUCCUUGGGAGAAUAUACCGAUACUAAGAAACCAGGAGGCUUAUCGCAUGCCUUCUGUUGGGAGCAUCUUUGCAACGCUGGAGAAGAAUUACCAUCAAGAUAAAGUUGCAUGUAGUACUAAGAAACCAGGGGGCUUAUCGCAUGCCUUCUGUCAGGAGGCUUCAUUCCCUUCGAUUGAUCCAUUGGAUGCAUUUUAUCUCCUGAACCCAGGUGGUGAUCUAGGUAUCACACAAAUCGAAUUUGAGAAGUGGUUCAGAGAUCAAAAUUUGGAGGGGAAGGCAGGAUGUGCACCCCCUGCUGAAGAAUUGGCAGAAGCCUUGAAAAGCCAUGACCUCUUUAUAUAUAUCGGCCACGGAAGUGGGGUGAACUAUAUUCCCAUGCAUCAGAUUCAGAGUCUGGAAAAUUGUGCUGCUACGCUUUUGAUGGGAUGUAGUAGCGGUUCUCUGACACUGAAUGGUUGUUAUGUUCCACACGGUCCCGCACUAUCUUAUCUGCUGGCUGGUUCUCCUGUCAUUAUUGGAAAUUUAUGGGAAGUGACAGACAAGGACAUCAACCGAUUUGCAAAGGCCAUGCUUGAUGGUUGGCUAAAAGAAAGAUCGAGUUCCUCUGAGGGUUGUGCCGAAUGCAAAGUAGCAGAAGAAUUUGAGGCAUUGAGCAUUAGGGGCCGUCAAGGUAUUGCCAAGAAGAAAGUCUCGAGGAAGAAAUUGCCUGAAGCUUGUGAAAGUGAUCCAAUGACGUUUUCUUGUGAUCAUAGGCCGAAGAUUGGAUCAUUCACGAGUCAAGCACGUGAAGCUUGCAGUCUUCCUUUCUUAAUUGGAGCAUCACCAGUAUGUUAUGGUGUUCCUACAGGCAUAAGGAGAAAAGAUUUGUAGCACCAUAUCAUGUGGAAAAUGGCAUGCUCUCCAAGUUCAUCAAUGCUGUGGGCUUUAAGUUUCGAGUCUCCGAUUUUAGCAACCAAUUAUAGGCUGGAAACUUAAGGUGUGCGUUCUAACAAGAAUCAACAAACAUGUUGUCUAGUAUACAUGUCAAUACGAACUAAUUUCCUUCUUUUCCCUACAUUUGAUUACAUGUAUUUUGGCCUCUUUUUUCGUUGCGCCAUUUAUAGCACAGUUCAGAAAUGCUGGAAUUCGGACAUGGUUUUUUUUAGCGGCAUAUGCCGUGCUGUUGAACUAUUAGAACGCUGGUAGAGAAAUGACAAUCUGUACAUGAUUUUCC